CUGCGCUAACGAGGCUGUGUGAGGUAACUGGCAACAACGCAAUAAAGUCGGACACUACUGGACCAUUACAGCAGUCCUCCCUAUCCAUCAACAUCAGUCACGUGACUACAGAUCAGCGCGCGCCAUUUUGUCCGUAAAAUUUUCACAUAAGCUGAUACUUCCGGCAGAACAACGGAAAAUCACUCUAAUUAUGAAAUUCAGUGUAUAUACGUGUAUAUAAGGAAAACCUCCUUGUAUUGAGACCGACAAUGAUCAGGUAUGAUUCAGUUAGUUGCUUCAGACACCUGAGCGACCAUGGCAUCAAUCGGCCUGUUUUGUCGCCAAAACCGUGUUUCCGGAUGCGCCCUGACGUCUGUUACUCCGCACUCAGACUUAUCUAUCCUCAUAAUCAAAAUUCCGUCAUUACACAGAUCGCCUCAUGACACAACGUUAGAAUAUCGUAAUUGAUAUUACAUAUUCUAACUUUUGCGGUUGACAUUGAUGUGAAUUGAGAGUCGAGAGAGCUGCCAGACGCCAGUAAGCCACACGGGGUCCUCGGAACGACAAAUCAGUCGCCUCCGUCUCCCCCUCCGGUCCAAAAAACACGAUUAUCCGUCCGCAGUAGCGAAAACCGAUCCCGAACAAUGUCUUUAGGAAUGGGGCGGUGGCGUGCACUCAACAGUUCACCAUGCCCGUAUCAAUUCUGUGCGAAUGUCAUUCUCCGUCCGUCCCAAUUAAAAGUGACACGUAGUGGCGGAUCAGUGGCGCACAGUUGGGGUGUUAGUUUUCUCCGCUGUUCUACGGUGUCACGCAUUCCGCUGGCGUUACGCAGCUCCGAAACGUAGAGAGAAGGCGUCACGUCGUCUUGCGUCUGAAGAUGGGAACGUCUUGGAAGGAAUUAUCCCUGUCUGCCGUCCUGCUGCUUUUGUGCGCGGGCAGCGUCGUCGGCAAGGAGCUGAAGUGCGUCUGCGAGGACGACCCGGGGUUUUACAGGUACAGCAGAGGGACGCACUCCGGCAGGGUGAGCAGACCAAGCGGGCCGCAGGGCGUCACAGCCGACAACAAACGGGAACGGGUGUUUGGCAAGCCUGAUGGCCCCGCUAACCUGGUGGAGCCCGGCGCUCCCGGUGUCCGCGGCGCCGGCGGGAAGAAGGUUCGCUCCUCCGCCCGACGGGCCGGCAAGAAGGCGCACAAGCUCGGCGUGGUGGGCCAGAUCGUCGGCUCCAGGAACAACGGGCUGCCGGCCUUCACCGCGGUGCGCUCGCACGACCUGGCCGCCAUGGACGGCAACAUCGUCAUCACGUUCGACCAGACACCGACAAACGUCGCCGACGACUUUGACGCGUCGUCGGGCGUCUUCGUGUGCCAGGUGAGCGGCGUGUACUACUUCUCGUUCGGUAUGCGGAAGGCUGAGGGCACGGACAGCGCGGUGUUGCUGUUGCGGAACGGGCGGGCGGUGGCCAUGGCACACAGCACGGGGCGGGCCGGGACCGAGAUGCUGGCCCAGGGGGCGGCCAUCGUCCUGCAGGCCGAGGACAGGGUCCAUACCGAGCUCAGGAUCGGCAGCGUCUUGGACGGCAGCAAAAACGAACCCGCCAUCGUCUUCUCCGGAUUUCUUAUACAGAGGAAGUAGAUAAAAACGGCGUGUCGGUCGACUAGCCGCCACUAGUGUAAGGCACCCUUCCACCAGACAGCGAUCGGUGAUGAACCGUUGAGCGACCAAAAUUGGAUUUUGUGUGACCCUUGUUUUUAUUGACAAUGUACUGACAGUAUUUGGAAUGUGAUGCAAGAUGCAAAAGUAUGGCUAGAAAGACAACAAAGCACACAAAACGUACUGUGUUUAUUUUCAGAUUCAUCGAGCGGUCUGUCAAAUAUUUGGUCGCUCACCGGUCGCACCCUCAAGUGGAACGGGGUGUGAGGGAUUAUCGAUUGUAGAAUUUGACAAAAAAGGGUCAAUAAUUGGCCGGGGGAGUGAGCCGCGGUAAAGCAAACAUUUUCUCUUAGAACUGCGCGGGCAAUUGCAAACUCCCCUGGUAAAUUAUUCACACUAUGCCAGUGCAGUUAGUCUCGAUCUCACUGGUAGAGGCUAGUCUAGCGUCGGCCAUAGAAAAUUAUUGUCUCUGCGAAAUUCUCCCAUCUUUCUCGUAUUUUCGCAAAAGGUUUGUUCUUGGUGUAUUCUGUCUUUUUUGAUCGACAAGACAUGCCUUUAUAUAAGAGUUGAGUAAAUAAAUACCCGUACUGUGUACGGAACAGUAUCAUACGCACAUUAUCAAACGAACGCUUAAGAGAUUAACUUUAGUCCCUAGUUACUGUUGAAUGUCUUUGAUUGGUGUUAAACGUUCUAAACGUCUAGUAAUAUAUAAUCGUUUGCGAUACAUGAAAUACGAUGUACGUGUUUUUUUCAGACUAUCGAGAUGGAAUGAUC
Messenger RNA from Branchiostoma belcheri (Belcher's lancelet), 2404 nucleotides. Its product is annotated as cerebellin-3-like. Bases 857 to 1612 code for a protein of 251 amino acids. The record is from RefSeq and is a predicted model, not a curated record. The transcript is spliced from 3 exons. Gene Ontology annotation, molecular function: protein binding. Lineage: Eukaryota; Metazoa; Chordata; Leptocardii; Amphioxiformes; Branchiostomatidae.